UAAUGAAUUAAAAAUCUUGGGCUCACCACAGUUUGCUGCUUAAUAAUGCCUGUGACAGAAGGAUUUUUUCCUCCCUGGAGCGUGACAGCAUCAUAAUCCCUUGUCACUGGCAAGGAGAGGAAGGAAAAGCAUAACUGUGGAGAAAAGCGGAAAAGGGUGAUCUUUUGGGACAGCAAAGCCUAUGGGAAGUGCAGGUAGCAGCAUGUUGCCCUAACAGCUGUCUCAGCUUCUCAGACCUUGUCAGUUCGUUGCUAUGCAGCAGGUGCAGCCUUUUCUUUUAUUGAAGCUUUACUCCAUAAAGGCAACGACAAGCCAAGGCAGUGGCUGGCCCUGGAUUAUACAAGUGCAGACACUCCGCUAAGUGAGGGUUUCAUCUCAGUAAAACCACCUUUUGUAAUUGAUGGUCUCAGAAGAAAGACGGAGGACGGAAUAAGGUCCCGAUCCGGGAGCCAAACCCAUGCAGACAGACCCCUAACCUGCACAGACUUCCACUGAAAAAUCACCACCAAGCUGGAACAAACAAGUAAAAGCAUUGACUCAAGUGCCCACAUGAUCACUACCGCCAGGGUACCUGCUGAUAAGCAAGUACGAAUUGCCUUCAGCCUGAAUGAAUCCCCAGAUGAUGCUUCCCCUGAAAACUUGUCUUUGGCAUUUCCAGAACUAGAUCAGCAGCUGCAGCCUCUGCCUCCUUGUCACGAGUCUAAGGAAUCUAUGCAGGUGUAUAAACAGCACUGCAAAAUAGCAGAAGAGUACCAUGAAGUCAAGAAAGAAAUUGCUCUGCUGGAAGAAAGAAAAAAGGAGCUGAUUGCCAGGCUGGAACAAGUGGAAAAAGAAAGCAUGGAUGCUGCUCAGCUGGCUAAGGAAUAUGCAGAACUGACAGAGGAGAACCGAACACUGAAGCUGGCCCAGACGCAGUGCGUGGAGCAACUGGAAAAGCUCAGAAUACAAUAUCAAAAAAGACAGGGUUCCUCAUAACUCCCAACUAGCUUGUGUGAGGCAGUUCAUAAAUGAUUGGUCCUGUGCUGGAAAGAGAUUUUAAAAUAAGGAUCUGUUUAAUAUGUUAUAAUACUUUACUACAGAUACGGAGUAUGUAGAAGUCUAUAUUUGAUUUAAUGCUUGUCAGCCAGUAACUUAAUAUAAUGGAUAUUUUAUCCAUUAUAUAAUGGAUAUUUUAUUUCAAGUAACAUAAUUGAAGUUAAUCUAUCCCCAUUAUAUGUUCUAGUAGAUCAGAUUUCUUUUCUAAACAUAUUUCUUCCAAUUUAAGAAGAUAUGGACACACUAGAAAAUGGUAUAAAUAGUUCCUGUGUUGGAAAUUUGGAUCAUACUAAGGCAUACAGCAGGGGCAAUGUUAGCAUAUGGAAUACAUGUAUGUUAAAUUUAGUUUGGUGAAGAUUUUUUUUGAAUUAUUUUCCUCAUGCCUGAAGUGUUUGGAAGUUAUCUUAAAACAGAUCUCCUCACUGGUAAAAACUGUACUUCAUUAUCCCAUGUCAACUUUACAUUGUUAUAUAAAAUCUGAGAAAUUGCACAGUAAAAAUUGAAGUAAUAUAUUUUUUUUUUCAAAUGAGUGCACUGCCAGUAAUAAUUAGCAAGUUAUGAAAAUAAAAGGAAACAGUUGAGAUCAAAAUUUCCUUCCUUAAGUGUAAAGAUUUGAGAGUCUUUUGGCUUUUGUACUUUUUGGCAUGCAAGAAAUGAAAAAUUAAUAUACGAAUCAUAGUUUCAUCAUAGUUUCAACUGAGAAUAUGUCAGUAAAAGUGCUGUGAGGAUAUUUUGUUCUUAUUUUCUGGUCUGUUUUGAAACAUAAGUGGCUCUAAGUAGGGACAGGAUGUACAAAUAACUGAGAAUAUACAAAUAAUGGGGAUAUACAAAUAACCAGGAAGUAAAAUGUCAGUUUUACUUGCUCUAUUUAUCCCUGUAUUUUCCUAGUUCAACUGGAAAUUCUUUGUUAUACUUCUAUUUCUAUUCAUUAUUCAUUUUUUCAUUAAAAGUGGAUAUAGAAAAGUUCUCAAUAUUCUCAAUUGUUGUAUACAUCAGAACUUUAGCUUUGUUUAUUAUUAUUAAUCUAUCAUAAAAAUGGUAUUUUAUGUUAAUCAGAACAAUUCCUGGGAACAAAGAGGACAAAAAAAAGUACACAAGUUGCCCUUUAUUUUCCAUGCUCACUGUCUACACGGUUCCUGCAGCACACAUGUGAAAACAGGCUCUGCAUUGCUCCAAGCACCUGGGACUGCAGUAGGAGAGCAUGAAGAGGUUGCAGGAGAGGACAACCUUGUUUCCAUUUCUCCUCCUGAGCCAUCAGGGCAGUGCCAGCAUCCGUGCCCAUCAUUGCUUGCUGCUGUACCCAGGCCAGAGCGGAGACACGAUGGGAAAUCACUCCUGAGGCACGCGCUUCUUGCUGGGAUGCUCCACAGGCAGUGCAGCACUGUGUUUAUUCCUCUUUUCUUGUUAUCUGAGGAUCAAAUUUUCACUAUAUCUUGUGAAAGUUGAAGAGGAAAAAAAAAACAUAGUUAAUAAAACCCACUUGGAAUAUCAGGCAGGGAAUGCUGGA
Molecule: messenger RNA, 2542 nt
Organism: Pipra filicauda (Wire-tailed manakin)
Lineage: Eukaryota; Metazoa; Chordata; Aves; Passeriformes; Pipridae
Gene: MAP3K7CL
Product: MAP3K7 C-terminal like
Exons: 6
Coding region: 550-975 (141 amino acids)
Cellular component (GO): cytosol; nucleus
Source: RefSeq, a predicted model, not a curated record